AUGUUCGAAAGCCUUGUCAACGAGAAAAAGGUUCAGUGGCGAUGGACCAGACCUUUUUCUCCAAGAAAGCGCAAAUCAGUUGACUUGGAAGCCUCUACCAUGGACACAGUAUUAGGUAACGUGACCGUAAUCGUCCAUUUCUCCUUGGAUGUUCUGACUAACAAGAGACGAACCGCAACAGACACCGUCGCAUCACGACGAUUUCUCGCCGCUUCUGCUGGUAUUCCAGUCCUUGCUGUCAUCUCAAUUCACCAGAAGACCUACCUUGAGUACAUCCAACAUCAAGCAGAUGAUGUCUUUCGAAACAGAUUAUGCGAGCUGAUGUACGCACCACCUCAUGACCCACCGGCAAGAAUGGACCAAGUUUUUGACAUCCUCACGGGAAUAGUCGAAUGCGCUAACACGACGUACCACUUUGGUAUUGAUGAAACACUUGAGCAUCUCGUUGAUCGCAAUCUAUUUGCUGCACCAGCUUUGGAGUAUCCCCUUCAACCCAAGGCUCGCGCAACAAUGUUCUCGAUCAUUUCUUGGAUUUGUAUGAUCUAUAGCCCUGAAGCCCCAGCCGAACCUUUCGCACUGCGUAUGAAAGCAGACAAGUCAUGUGACCUUGAUACGACAGCUUUGGAUGUUGCCGAAUCUCAGCACUCGAUUUGCGAAACGAUACAGAAGUUCGGCUCGUUGUUACCGGUAAAAGGUCAGGCAACGGAUGCUGACUCUUCCGAGAGAGACCUCUACGUCUCACAGCUGAAUUAUCGCUCGUUGUCCAAGAUUGGCAAGGUCCGGAUCGUGUGGGUUGACAACAUAAGCUCUCACCUAGCGUUUGAUCCCAAGAAGAGAAUCUUGAUGAUCUUCGCCUUGCCCUCGUUCUGUACGGUAUACGAGACUGACCACAAGACUCUGUCCAAGAUUGUAUCGGGUUACUAUGACUCGUACUCCCAACCAGACGCGUUUUCCGUCAAAUCUUACCUCCGAGAAGUGCUUGCGUCGUAUCAUUUGAUCUUCGGCGACGAGAGUAAGGCGGCAAGCCUUUUCAAAGACAUUAUAAAAGGUGCGGAGGAAGUCACAGGUAUUAGAGACCCAUACUUUGACCAUUUUGUCGAGCAAAAUACAGGUGUCAUGCACUCUGCUGGCUUCUACGACCAAUCGAAUGACUUUCCAAUCCUGGGACCGAGGCUUGCCAAAUUGCAGAAUUAUAUGCUCAAACAGGAUGCCGGCACUUUUGGCAUGCUUUGGUAUGAUCGAAGAAGUCUGCUCCAAUGGUACACAAUCUGGAGCGUCAUCACGUUUGGAGGCCUGAGUGUCUUUCUCACUUUGAUUCAGAUAGGCAUCGGUGCGGCUCAAGUACAAAUUUCAAUGGCAUCAAACGGGACAAUCACAUAG
Molecule: messenger RNA, 1380 nt
Organism: Exophiala mesophila
Lineage: Eukaryota; Fungi; Ascomycota; Eurotiomycetes; Chaetothyriales; Herpotrichiellaceae
Exons: 3
Coding region: 1-1380 (459 amino acids)
Source: RefSeq, a predicted model, not a curated record